Molecule: messenger RNA, 249 nt
Organism: Clunio marinus
Lineage: Eukaryota; Metazoa; Arthropoda; Insecta; Diptera; Chironomidae
Source: the annotation of a GenBank genome assembly
AUGCAAACUAAACUCUUUAAUCGAAUGAAUCAACAAGCUACCUUCGUCAAUUGGCCAAUCCUUUUGGUUGAAACAUUGCAAUGCAAGCAGCAGCAAAUAUGGAAAAGUCAUGGAAACAAAAAGUGUUUUGGUUUAUGGCAUUUUCGCGAUAAAAAGGCAGCGAAACUCAUGAGAGUUCAUGCAUUUAGAUACUUAAACGUCACGCAGCAGUUUUGUUUAUUUCUUUCAUUUAUGAUGAAAGCUAUUUAA